AUCACAUCCUCCACCGUCCUUUGGGGCUGCUGGGAAUUACACUUUAAUAAAAGGCCAACUCCACAAUUCCCAGUCCCAGACAACUUGGUCAUCCUCAUCCAUUCCAGCCUAUUCUAAAAUUUCCUUCAAGUACCAAGUCAGAGAUCCCAGUCUUUCUGUGGCUUUAGCGAAUGGAAACAACAGUGGAGCUAUACAUUCUCUAUAUAUUGAUGAUAUGGGACCCCCACUCUCCACCUAGCUUACUAGCAUUUUUCAGAAGGUGGAGGGCAAGAUGGGACUUUACAUUGCUCCAGAAGUUUAUAAGAUGAAGUAAAAGUCCUGUAACACUACUUUUUGAUGCCAGUCAGAAAUUGCAGCUAUUGUAACAUGUGCUUCUCUAAACCCAACUCAGCUAAAUGAUAUCAUGAGUGAUCGUAUAAAAUCUGAGACAACUAGGAUUUAAUUGCCCCUCUCCAUUCUGUGUUGCAAGUUCCAAAUACUAAGCCAAGCCUUUUCAAACAGGUAUGCUUUUGAACAGGGUGAAGAUGGAAUUUGUAUGAAACAUGGCGUCAUACGAAUAAAAUAUGUGUUGAAAUGAAUAAGCAGCUAAACAGAUCUGGAAGAGGGGCCACCGAAAGCAUAGGCAAGCAUAUGCUUGAAGCAUGCAACAAUAAUCUGGAAAUGGCUGUCACUAUGUUCCUGGAUGGUGGAGGGAUAGCUGAGGAACCCAGCACUAGUUCUGCAAGUGUAUCAAACCUCCGGCCACAUACAGAAGAUGAAGUAAGAGCACCUAUUCCUCAAAAGCAGGAAAUUCUGGUAGAACCUGAGCCAUUAUUUGGAGCUCCAAAAAGACGAAGACCUGCUCGAUCAAUAUUUGAUGGCUUUCGGGAUUUCCAAACAGAAACUAUACGUCAGGAACAAGAAUUGAGGAAUGGAGGAGCAAUAGACAAGAAACUUACCACCCUCGCAGAUCUAUUCAGGCCUCCAAUUGAUCUAAUGCAUAAAGGGAGUUUUGAAACAGCCAAGGAGUGUGGUCAGAUGCAAAAUAAAUGGCUCAUGAUAAACAUACAGAAUGUGCAGGAUUUUGCUUGUCAGUGUCUUAACCGUGACGUUUGGAGCAAUGAAGCUGUGAAAAAUAUUAUCCGGGAACACUUCAUUUUUUGGCAGGUAUAUCAUGACAGCGAAGAAGGGCAAAGAUAUAUACAGUUCUACAAAUUAGCAGACUUCCCUUAUGUGUCUAUUCUGGACCCUAGAACAGGGCAGAAGCUAGUGGAGUGGCAUCAGCUAGAUGUAACCUCUUUUUUGGACCAAGUGACUGGGUUUCUAGGGGAGCAUGGACAACUAGAUGGACAUUCUACCAGUCCUCCUCAGAAACGUACUCGCUCUGAGAGUUUAAUUGAUGCAAGUGAAGACAGCCAGUUGGAAGCUGCCAUCAGAGCAUCUCUACAGGAAACACAUUUUGACUCUGACCAAGCCAAGCAGGAGAACAGAUCAGAUGAAGAAUCUGAAUCAGAGCUUUUCUCUGGGAGUGAAGAAUUUAUUUCAGUUUGCGGUUCUGAUGAUGAUGAGCCAGACAAUUCUUCAAAGUCUAGGAAGUCUCCGCACAAGGACUUGGGAUGUAGGAAAGAAGAAAGCAGAAGGCCCCAGGCGGAGCCCACUGCAAGGACUGAACCUGAGGUGAUAACAAACCACCGAGAACUGUCUUGCAUGGAUUCUGGGGUGCUAACAGAGGCAGAACCUAAACCAGAAGCUGCUGUGAAGGAGUUAAAUGUUAAUGGACCAAAGGCACAGCUAAUGCUAAGGUAUCCAGAUGGGAAAAGGGAACAAAUAUCAUUGCCUGAACAAGCUAAGCUUCUGGCUCUCAUCAAACAUGUGCAGUCAAAAGGAUACCCUAAUGAACGUUUUGAACUCCUCACCAACUUUCCCCGAAGGAAACUUUCCCACCUGGACUAUGAUAUCACAUUACAAGAGGCUGGCCUUUGUCCUCAAGAAACUGUCUUUGUGCAAGAAAGGAAUUAGUUCUCCCUGUGUCGUCUUUGCCUACAGUACUUAACUCAUCAAGUACACAGUUUGGCUCCAUAAGAUCACAGAGCUGAAAUAAGACAGCCAAUUGCUGACUUCUCUCUUUCCCUACAUGUUCCAUUGGCAAGCAAUCCACAGCAGGAUAAGUUGGUUUGGCUUUGAUGUUGGAAGAAGGCACAUGUGCUUCAGUUGUUCAGGGCACACCUGCCUCAACUCAUUAUUGUUUCAAAAUAGGAAGGGCUGUCUGUAUGUCCAGAUGCAGGGACAGUAAACAGCCAAGGCAAGAAAUACUUUUUUCUUUCCCCUCACAACAAAAAUCAAUUUUCAUUAAUAUAUCCUAUUUUUCAAAGUAUCAUGUGACUAGACAGUAAGGGUUUUGUCAGGCAACCUUCUGAGCACAGUAUUGCUGCAAGUAGGAGGUUUUGUUGUACAACUGGCCUUUGUAGCAUCUGGUUUUCAAGGGCACAUGGUGUUUCCUCUGUAUGAUGCCAAGAGGUGCUGAAAAUUGAAUCUGGUGUAGUGUGGAUGCAUACUGCUAGAUUGCUGUGACUGGGUGCCAGCAUACAGGCUUUUUCAAACAAACAGCACAUGCAUAAUUAGCUAUGUGGAGAAAUCCUAAAUCUUGCUUACAUGCCAAGAAAAUGAAAAUAGCUGCAAAUCCAUUGCCUUAUUGCCAUUUGAGAAUGAUCGCAAGCACAGUUCCAAGAAAGGGCACAGAAAUGUUAGAACAGUUCAUGUAGCCAGUAGUGCUGAUGUAACUUAACCCUUUUCCUCUAAUUCCUCUGUGCUUGAUUGAGAAUGGCAGAGUUUCCUUUUUCAUGCUCAGAAGUAAAGCUUUGAGGCUGUGGAAUGUGGCAAGAUACCCAUUAUGAAUAUAAAGCUGAUUAAAUCUUUUCUCUCACAACUAAAGCUGUUUUAGUUGUGCCCUGCAACAUUUGUGGAACUCUGUUGGUCUGUGGUGUAUUUUGUAGGUACUGUGCUAAAGAUUAAAGCACUCCUUUGUGCUUUUUCGUUGGUUAUACAACUCACUGUAACAGCAUAAACAAAGCAAGAUGUUUUGGGGCCCCAAUCUCAGCUUAGGCAGCUAGAGUUUAGGAAAAAAAAUUGCUUGUCAUUGUGUGUUCCAAUUUGGUCACAAAAGAUAUAGUUGAAUGCCAGAUACGAUUUAUGAAAGAGUUUGAUAACAAAUUAUGUUUGGGGCUAAAUUGUGGUGGGAUUAUGAUAUCAUCAUUACAAGCUUCUGAUAAUACAGUUCUUGAGGAAUAAAAGCUUGUAUGGUAUUUUGAAAUGGAAACAUCCUUUUGGGAAUAACAAAUAUGGGCUCAUAUUUUAUAUAUGGAAGAUCAUACUUUGUUGGAAGGUGUUAAACACAUGGAUAUUAUGUUAAAAUUGUAUAUUGCAGUGUGUGAAUUCAUGUUUAGAGUUGGCUAAUGGAACAGGCUGUUGUGUUGUAUAAGACAUCUAGUUUUUGAUGUGAAUAUCAAGACCCUGUGACUCCUUUCUUGGAAACUGAUGCCAGCAAAUCAUUUAUCUAAAGACCAUGGUAGAGGCAAUGCAGAUCAACAGUGUCUGUUUAAACUAAGCUUGCAGCCUAAUGAAUGGGUUGUUAGUAGCAGAAAUUCAACUCUUGGUUCUCUCCUUGACCCAUUUUCCUGUUAUUUCUGCCCUUAUCCUCAAACUUCCUUGACCGUCACCCAGAUUUUCUUUAGAACCUUGUUUCUUGAUCCAUUGUUUGCACCAUAAUCUUACUUCAGCUUUUUGUUAGGAUCUUUAAGAGAAAAUAGAAUCUAGCAUAAUUUCUUGAAGUUACUUUCUUAGUUCUCAGCUCUGUAAAAUUGCCUGAAUUAUGAAUGCCUUUAAUCUUCUGGAUCUGUAUUGGUUUUGGCUUCAGCUGUCCUUAGUUCUUAUGGGAGGACAAGAAGACCAUAUUUUAAGUUGCAAGUUACUUUGAGGAGGUUUGCUGCUUUCAGACUAAUUGAAUUGUGAAUGAGAAAGAGUACUACAUUUGUUAUAGUUCAUGGAGAGCUGUCUUUUCAUGAACAAGUACUUUGUGAGGAAUAGUAACUGCAACAUAUAUAAUCCAUUUUAGAGCAUGGCAAAUGUCAAAGACAUUUUCAGAGUCCCUGAGCUCUAGUAAUGCCCCAUAUUUAACAUUAAUUUAUUUCUACUUCAGCUUAUUUAUAUAUUCCUUUGUUAGGGCAAGGCUGUUGAUACUUCAUGCCCAGCACUGUUUCAUUUGUUUUAAAUUCAUUUCAGAUGUUCUAUACUGCCCUAGCAGUGUAGUUUCCAGGAUUAUAAAACUAAAUAUCAGUAAUAGAUUAUUAGCUGUAAGGUAUGUUUUUUCUCAGAAUUUGAAAUCUAAGAAUUUUCUGGGAAAGGAAUUUUAAUAGCCUACCACUAAGUCAACCAUGAAAAGUUACAUAAACACACACACAUACAGAGGGGUAAACACACAUCAAUCAGAAUUUAAUUUUAAAAAAUAACAAAAUGUUUUGCCUUCUGCCUUCCUCAGUUGUUGAAAAGAAAUUCCCCUUUAUAUAAAAAACCCUUCUUUGUUGGAAAUGCAUUUUUUAAAGUAAUAUAUAUUCACGGGUGCAUGCAUAUGUAUGUAAUUUGAGCCUUUCACACUGUCCUUUUACAGCUAUUCAAGCAGGAAACAGCAGAGGACUAAUUUCCUUAGAAUUCUUGCAACUAAAAUUGCAAGUUGUAUUUAAUAGGAAUUUUGCUGAAGGGUUUUUAAAAGUCUUCUCUUGAAUGUUGUGGAUUCUGAUUUACACCAGUGGCCCCCUGUAGAUGUGAGAGCCCUGGCACCUCUGUCCCAAACUGCAUUUUUGAGGACGCUCCAGACCAAGAGAGAGAGACAGACAGACAGACAGACAGACAGACAGACAAUACUGCAUUCAUUAGUUAUUCAUCCAUUAUGUUAUGGUGAGCUAUAGAAAAUAAGGGAGAUCUGAGUGUCCAGGCUUGAAUGAACUGAAGGUCUUCCACUAAGAUGAAACCAUCACUGGAUUAAAAUGCCCUGCGAACCAGGAUCUAGCCAAAGCUUCCUGCUGAAGAAAAGAGAUGGAGCAGUGCAGCCGUUUUAUUGCCUACCUUAAUCCUUUUCUCCAACAUAAGCGAACUCUACUAGGGCAGGUCUGGAUCCAUCCCACUUUUUCUGACAAAUACUUUGAAAUUUGGUUUGGGAAAUUAGGAAAAGUAUUCAUCUCAAACAGUUGUCAUCAUUUGACAACUUAUUUCAUAUUCAGGUUCUUCCAUAGUACACAAAUGACUUGGAUGGAUUUUGAAUAAGUAAUGCUUCUGGAGAGAUAACAAAACUGACCAGAGGAGACAGGCAAUAAAACUGUUUUAGAAAGCUCUGCUAGAACAAAAUUGCAAAAAUACAGGAGAAAACUCUAUGUUUGCACUCAUAUGUAUGAGCAGACAUGCAUGUUCAUAUUCACUUGUAGAAAUAAACCUGGGGGAUUUUCUCUUGCUUGAUUUUAGGGGCUAGACAAUUCAAUUGCUUUUGGAAAUGGGUGAUAGUUUUCUCUUCACCUUUUUCAACCCAACUGCUCUGGUGAAUUGGAUUUCAAUCAUUUAUUUAAACCUCAUCUCUUUCCUCUUCUAAUUUUAUCCUAUUCUUAGAACAGUUCAGGAGAUUAAUCAACAGCCAAGUGAUACUGGAAGGCUCUGAGGUACUUCCACUACUCCUCCAAGGAGUUGGAGGAGUAGUGACCCUAAGAUCCCUGUAAAAAUUGCAUUGAGAGGAGAAAAGCAGCAUAUUCCCUUUAAAUAAAGAAUCUGACAUAAAUCAUGAUUAAUAGUGGAUUUCAUAAACUUUGUCUUUAAGCAAUUAAUGUUUAAAAAGAAAUAUGCUCUCACAUAAUUUAAGUGAUAUUAUGAAUUAAGGUCUGGUUUUGAAUUGCCAGUAGACUUUAACCAGACUAUUCGCUCCUAUAAUAAUUUCCCCAAUGAACUAUUUAUUUAUCAAGAUGCAGCUUCUGCAAGAUUCUGUGUUGUAAAUCAUGUGUGGAUUCUAAAUUCUUUUACCAGCUCUGUUUUGGUUUUGCUGUUCAUACUUGGGGACUGGACUUGAAAAACUAUGUAGAAAACUUCUGCGUGUUUACCCCGUCUCUGAUACCAAUGUAUGAGCCAUUCCUGACUUUUGACUUUUUUAGGGGGUGUGCAUGGUGCAACACAUGUGAACAAGAAUUAUGAAGCUAGUCAGUCAUUUAUUGGCUAGAGAGUACAUAACCAUGUUGAAAACUGUAGAGAUAACUUUAAUAACCAAGUUCUUUGGUAAGUGUCUAGCACAACUGCAGGAAUCAUUAAAAGGCAAAUUCUAGAAAUAUUUCUAGGAAUGAAAAUGGAAAGACAAGAGCAUAUGGGGACUAAGGUGUUAUGUUACAGUUUAAAUUGAAAGGAAUAUAUUUGAGAUAUUGUUAUAAUCUAGAUUAUGGUACUUUUCAGGGCCUCGAGUUAACAUUAAACAUUGGGUUGUUGUCUUUAAAGCUUUAUAGCUUAUGCUGUAUAAAACUGAUCUGCUACAUUUUCAGUAGAAGCCAUUUAUAAUAAUAGUAAUUCUAAGGUGGGUGGGGGAAGAGAAGAUUUCAGCUUGCUGUGAUGGGAAGGACCAAACUCAAGGCAACCUCUGAUCUAUGUAUACAAGUGCUGCAUUUUUAUAAAUACAUGUAAAUGCCCUUCCUACUGUAAUAUUUUGAUCCUGGAAAUAAAGCAGACCUUUUUACUAA
Anolis carolinensis (green anole) is the source of this 6737-nucleotide messenger RNA. RefSeq names its product UBX domain protein 7 (gene ubxn7). Gene Ontology annotation, biological process: proteasome-mediated ubiquitin-dependent protein catabolic process. The transcript is spliced from 11 exons. Gene Ontology annotation, molecular function: ubiquitin binding. Bases 574 to 1998 code for a protein of 474 amino acids. Gene Ontology annotation, cellular component: nucleus. The record is from RefSeq and is a predicted model, not a curated record. NCBI's taxonomy places the organism in Eukaryota, Metazoa, Chordata, Lepidosauria, Squamata, Anolidae.